AAUGUUCGUAGGUCUUGUUGUUCGCGCGAGAUUUUACGAGAGGAUAAGUUGAGGGAACAUGGCGACGUCUAAUUUGCUAAAGAACAAAGGCUCCCUUCAGUUUGAAGAUAAAUGGGACCUGAUGCGCCCCAUAGUACUGAAGCUCCUGCGGCAGGAGUCUGUCACGAAACAACAGUGGUUUGACCUGUUCUCAGACGUCCACGCUGUGUGCCUGUGGGACGACAAAGGUCCAGCUAAGAUCCACCAGGCCCUCAAAGAGGACAUCUUAGAUUUCAUCAAACAAGCACAAGCACGGGUGCUGAGUCACCAGGAUGACACGGCGUUGCUGAAGGCGUACAUUGUGGAGUGGAGGAAGUUCUUCACACAGUGUGACAUUCUGCCCAAACCUUUCUGCCAGCUGGAGAUCACUUUGAUGGGUAAGCAAGGAAGCAACAAGAAGUCCAACAUGGAGGACAGCAUCGUCCGCAAGCUCAUGCUUGACACAUGGAACGAGUCCAUUUUCUCCAACAUUAAAAACAGGCUACAAGACAGUGCCAUGAAGCUCGUCCAUGCCGAGAGGCUGGGGGAGGCCUUUGACUCACAGCUGGUCAUCGGAGUGCGGGAGUCGUACGUAAACCUGUGCUCCAACCCCGACGACAAGCUGCAGAUCUACAGGGAUAACUUUGAAAAAGCGUAUAUGGAUUCUACUGAGAGGUUUUACAGAACACAAGCACCGGCCUACCUCCAGCAGAACGGCGUCCAAAACUACAUGAAAUAUGCUGAUUCGAAGCUGAGGGAAGAGGAGAAACGUGCCCUGCGGUACCUAGAGACGAGACGUGACUGCAACUCUGUACAAGCAUUAAUGGAGUGUUGCGUCAAUGCGCUAGUAACAUCGUUCAAGGAGACCAUCUUAGCCGAAUGUCCAGGCAUGAUCAAACGAAAUGAGACAGAGAGUGAGUACGGCAGGACUGUUCCCAACAAAGGCUCAGCCAGCUCAGAGUUGCACCUGAUGUUUUCCCUCAUGGACAAAGUGCCCAACGGCAUCGAGCCCAUGCUGAAGGACCUGGAGGAGCACAUCAUGAGUGCUGGGCUGGCCGAUAUGGUAGCGUCGGCGGAGACGAUCACCUCUGACUCAGAGAAAUACGUGGAGCAGCUGCUCACCCUGUUUAACCGCUUCAGUCGACUGGUGAAGGAGGCCUUUCAGGAUGAUCCACGCUUCCUGACUGCUAGAGACAAAGCAUAUAAAGCGGUUGUGAAUGAUGCCACGAUAUUUAAAUUAGAACUUCCCAUGAAACAGAAAGGGGUAGGGUUGAAAACUCAGCCUGAGUCCAAGUGUCCAGAGCUGCUAGCCAACUACUGUGACAUGCUCCUGAGGAAGACUCCACUCAGCAAGAAGCUCACCUCUGAAGAGAUCGAGGCCAAGCUCAAGGAAGUGCUUUUAGUCCUGAAGUAUGUCCAGAACAAAGAUGUUUUCAUGCGCUACCACAAAGCCCACCUGACCCGUCGGCUCAUCCUGGACAUCUCAGCCGACAGCGAGAUAGAGGAGAACAUGGUGGAGUGGCUCAGGGAAGUAGGAAUGCCAGCCGACUAUGUCAACAAGCUGGCGAGGAUGUUCCAAGACAUCAAGGUGUCAGAGGACCUCAACCAGUCCUUCAAAGAAAUGCAUAAACAUAACAAGCUUGCUUUACCAGCUGACUCGGUCAACAUAAAGAUCCUGAAUGCUGGAGCGUGGUCGAGGAGCAGCGAGAAGGUUUUUGUGUCUCUCCCUACGGAGCUGGAGGAUUUGAUACCUGAGGUAGAAGACUUCUAUAAGAAGAACCACAGUGGCAGGAAGCUUCACUGGCAUCACCUCAUGUCCAACGGCAUCAUAACGUUUAAGAACGAGGUGGGCCAGUAUGACCUGGAGGUGACCACCUUCCAGCUGGCGGUGCUGUUUGCCUGGAACCAGCGACCGAGGGAGCGGAUCAGCUUCGAAAACCUCAAAUUAGCCACUGAGCUGCCCGAUGCAGAGCUGCGACGCACUCUCUGGUCUCUGGUAGCUUUUCCCAAACUCAAGAGGCAGGUGUUGCUCUAUGACCCGCCGGUGUCUUCGCCAAAAGACUUUGCAGAAGGAACAUUAUUCUAUGUCAACCAGGAAUUUUCUCUCAUAAAAAAUUCCAAGGUUCAGAAAAGGGGGAAGAUCAACCUGAUCGGUCGGCUGCAGCUCACCACGGAGCGAAUGAGAGAGGAGGAGAACGAGGGCAUUGUCCAGCUCAGGAUACUAAGAACACAGGAGGCCAUCAUCCAAAUAAUGAAGAUGAGGAAGCGCAUCAACAACGCUCAGCUGCAGACGGAGCUGGUGGAAAUCCUAAAGAACAUGUUUUUACCACAGAAGAAGAUGAUCAAGGAGCAGAUUGAGUGGCUGAUAGACCAUAAGUACAUAAAGCGGGAUGAGACGGAUAUAAACACCUUCAUCUACAUGGCAUAGCAGAGCACAUUAGGACAACUUGUUCUGACUUUGGUUUCAGUGGAUCAGGCCUGAUGGACACUAGAAUACUUCCAGGCUCCCCGUCCUUUAUUUAAAAAAACAAAAAUCCUGUGCAGGGAGGCAUGAAUUUAAGACUGAGACCUAUUUAAAAAAAUUCAACUUCCUGCCUUAAAGUUGUACAGACAUAAGACAAAAACAAAAAACAAAGACCAGUUGCAGUGGGAGUCUGCACCAAGUGAUCAUAAGUAUUUUUAGUUACGGCGGGGUUCCUCUGCCGUCCAGAUGAGGCUGUUAAUCUUUAAUGGUCUGCUUGUGAUGCAGUGGUGCAUCAUCGGGGCAGCCACUAUAACACUCCUGCUCAGUGCUUGCACACUUCUGAAGGCAUGCUGACAGGAAACAGUCGAGGAACUCAAAAUACCGGCAGUCCACUUUUAAUCCACGCCAAAUCCACAUCAUCUGAACGUUGAAUAAAGCGCCGCCCGCGUCCCUCAAAGGCUGCUAUAACCUGUUUAUGGCGGCGGCUCUCUGCAGUUAAAGUGAUCAAACACUUAAUCUGGACUUUGUGUGAAUAAAUAAACGAAACAAGAUAAACACUUCACAGUUUGCAGGACUGAACCAGACAGCAAUCUAAAGCCAGCUCCAGACUCCCUCAAGCCUCUGGCCCUGGGUAACAAGCUAGAAUCCAAGUCCCUGCGACCAAAUGUACCCAGGAACAGAGGUGGGGGUGCCGGAGUGACGCCAGGAAGCCUGGGAGAGGAGGCUGAGGUCAGUAUUACACAUGGUAAAAACUACAAUUCAAAGCUAUAAGAGAGUGUACUGUGAGAUGUGAAUAAUGAAAUGAUGAAAUAAACAGCACCUUAUUAUAAAACAA
This is a messenger RNA of Oreochromis aureus, 3317 nucleotides long. It is a transcript of the gene cul5b, whose product is annotated as cullin 5b. NCBI's taxonomy places the organism in Eukaryota, Metazoa, Chordata, Actinopteri, Cichliformes, Cichlidae. The transcript is spliced from 19 exons. Gene Ontology annotation, cellular component: SCF ubiquitin ligase complex; Cul5-RING ubiquitin ligase complex. The record is from RefSeq and is a predicted model, not a curated record. Gene Ontology annotation, biological process: protein ubiquitination; SCF-dependent proteasomal ubiquitin-dependent protein catabolic process. The coding region runs from base 59 to 2446 and encodes 795 amino acids. Gene Ontology annotation, molecular function: ubiquitin protein ligase binding.